This is a messenger RNA of Nanorana parkeri, 2658 nucleotides long. It is a transcript of the gene PIK3C2B, whose product is annotated as phosphatidylinositol-4-phosphate 3-kinase catalytic subunit type 2 beta. Gene Ontology annotation, cellular component: cytoplasm; plasma membrane; phosphatidylinositol 3-kinase complex. Gene Ontology annotation, molecular function: 1-phosphatidylinositol-3-kinase activity; 1-phosphatidylinositol-4-phosphate 3-kinase activity. The record is from RefSeq and is a predicted model, not a curated record. Gene Ontology annotation, biological process: cell migration; phosphatidylinositol-mediated signaling; phosphatidylinositol-3-phosphate biosynthetic process. NCBI's taxonomy places the organism in Eukaryota, Metazoa, Chordata, Amphibia, Anura, Dicroglossidae.
AUGCACAUUACUGGCAUGGAAAAUGUACAGACUUCCUUAGUCAUCAGUAUCUGGAUUCACAUUCUAUGCCGCAGGUUAGGGACACCAGAUGUAGACCUCCAGCCAUCCAGGUUCAACAACAAGCGGAACAAGUUAGUCUCCAGGAUUCAGGACUCUCGAGCUUUUGCAGUGAAUGCUCUGGUGACAACGUGGGAUCAGUUCAACCUGAUCUACGCCUUUCCCCCAUUUGAAGAUUUUCCCUUGACUGCUGUUAUGUCGUCUUAUCACCUCAAUAAGGACAUUGUGUUGUCUUCUCUUUGUCCUUCCCCUUUGCAUUCUAACAAACUUCUUUUGCACAAGUUGGAUGUGGUCAAGCAGUACCGAUUCCCUUUUGAUAAUGUCAGUCAUGUAGAGAAAUGUUUACUUGUGCCAAUACUGGAGGACACAACAAUAUUUCAUGAACACAAAAAAGUAGUAGAGAGCCUUACAGCAGCCAUCUUGGAUUUGGUACAAUUGUAUUGUAAUGCAUUCAGUGCAGAGGUGCUGCAUUCUGAUCGCAAGGGAGCUUUGACUCAUGACGCUUCACAUUUUACCAGCCCUCUAUCCUUCACAGUCUAUGCUGCACAUCGAAUCCCCCUUGCAUGGGCAACCAGGUAUGAGGAUUUUUUUGUGUCUUGUUCUCUGAGCCAUGGUGGAAAGCAGCUGUGCAGUCCUCAGCUGACACGCAAGAUCCAUGUUUACAAAUACUUGUUCCAUCUAAUUGUUUGGGACCAAAUGAUCUGUUUUCCAAUUCAGAUAAAUCACCUUCCUCGAGAGACGCUUUUAACCGUUAAGCUGUAUGCAUUGUCUGUUCCCCCUCCUGGGAGUUCUUCAGAGGCCAUCAAGCAGAAAAGAAAUCCUCAGUCUUUGGGCUGGAUCACUACUCCUCUCUUCAACUUUAGGCAGUUUUUAACCUGUGGCCGUUGAUUACUGGGCUUCUGGUCAGCGUCAAUGCAUGGCAGUACUAGUUUCAGUACGCCAAAUGUAAAUGAGCCAGACAGCAUUAUUCUACAGAUUGACUUUCCUACCUCUGCUUUUGAUGUGAAAUUUUCAAAACCAGAAAGUGAGCCCUUCAGUGGCAAAUUCAAGCUAUCCAAAUUACCAAAGAAAGAUUUGAGUGAACUGCACGAGGCAAUGCAAAAGGAGUCCUUAUACUGGCUGACCGACAUGGAUAAAAAAAGAUUGUGGGAAAUGCGUUAUUACUGCUAUUCUGAGGUCAGCUCCCUGCCCUUGGUGCUGGAUAGUGCACCUAGUUGGCAAUGGGCAUGCUUGCCAGAUAUAUAUGGCUUACUGGACCAUUGGACUCAAAUGAAACAUCAAGAUGCUCUGGGGCUGCUUCACACCACAUUCCCAGACCAAGAAGUGAGACGUACAGCUGUGCAAUGGAUUGAUUCCAUAUCUGAUGCAGAGCUUUUGGAUUACUUACCACAGCUUGUGCAGGCUUUAAAAUAUGAAUGUUAUCUGGAUAGCCCACUUGUCAGAUUCCUCUUGAAAAGAGCUAUAUGUGACCUGCGUAUCACACACUACUUUUUCUGGCUGCUGAAAGACUGCUUGAAGGAUUCGCAGUUCAGCAUUCGCUACCAGUAUCUGCUUGCUGCUCUCCUUUGCUGUUGUGGGAAAGGUCUAAGAGAAGAGUUUGAUCGACAGUGCUGGCUUGUUAACAUAUUAACAAGGUUAGCACAGAAAGUCAGAGAAGGUGCUCCAUCUGCCAGAGUGGAAAUACUUAAGAAUGGCUUAGAGGAGGUCAAACAAUUCUUUACUCUGAAUGGAUCCUGCUGUCUUCCGCUGAGCCCCAGCCUCCUAGUCAAAGGGAUUCUACCACAGGUCUGCUCACACUUCAACUCAAAUGCUGUACCCUUGAAACUUACUUUCCAGAAUGUGGACCCAGUGGGAGAGAAUAUCCAUAUUAUUUUUAAGUGUGGCGACGACCUUCGACAAGACAUGCUCACCUUGCAAAUGAUUCGCAUCAUGAAUAAAAUAUGGAUACAGGAAGGGCUUGACAUGCGCAUGGUAAUUUAUCGUUGCUUUUCCACAGGCCGAGGGCGAGGGAUGGUAGAGAUGAUCCCAUCUGCAGAGACUCUGAGAAAGAUCCAGGUGGAACAUGGAGUUACUGGUUCCUUUAAAGACCGUCCACUAGCUGAUUGGUUGCAAAAACACAACCCCACAGAGGAUGAAUAUGAGAAGGCAGUGGAGAACUUCAUUUACUCCAGUGCAGGAUGCUGUGUUGCCACCUAUGUGCUUGGCAUAUGCGAUCGACACAAUGAUAACAUCAUGCUGAAGACCAGUGGCCAUAUGUUCCACAUAGACUUUGGACGAUUUUUAGGACAUGCACAAAUGUUUGGAAACAUAAGACGGGACCGUGCUCCAUUUGUGUUCACUUCAGACAUGGCAUAUGUCAUAAAUGGAGGAGACAAGACAUCAAGCCGAUUCCAUGACUUUGUUGAUCUGUGCUGUCAAGCCUACAAUCUCAUCCGGAAGCAUACCCACUUAUUUCUCAACCUACUGGGACUGAUGCUGUCAUGUGGUAUUCCAGAGUUAUCUGACCUGCAGGAUUUGAAGUAUGUGUAUGAUGCUUUGCGCCCACAAGAUUCCGAAGCUGAUGCUACAACCUAUUUUACUCGGUAAUUAAAAAGGUUUUGA